Messenger RNA from Acaulospora morrowiae, 462 nucleotides. Lineage: Eukaryota; Fungi; Glomeromycota; Glomeromycetes; Diversisporales; Acaulosporaceae. The record is from the annotation of a GenBank genome assembly.
AUGGACACCUUUAAAAAAGCUCAAGAAAAUUCGCCUGAAACAUUUCAAACCCACCUCGCGUAUGAGGAAAAUCCUGGUCAAGCGCAAAGGUUUCUUGCUCGUGUAGGAAACAACUUCAGGUGGCCUUCCUCAAUGCCAGAACGCUUCAGGAGGAAUGCCUUCAGAAAAAUUGCUGACGUUGAAUUCGAAUUUGACGACGAGAUCGGGUUUAAUUUCAUAUUUUUUUACAACACACUCGACAAAGGCGAAUUUGCUGGGCAUGAAAAUGAAUGGGUGACGGUGCACAACCAGAAAGUAAUUGAGUAUGGACAGGAGUAUAGAAAUGAUCAAUUGGACUACAUUCUUGAAACUAUGCCUGGUGCCAUCCAACUUCCGGUCGAUCAGACACGUCUGCCACGUAGUAAGCCAGCGAAGAUGGUGAUUGGUCAGUGUACUAAUAAUGGAGUCGAUUACAAGGUUUGA